This is a messenger RNA of Nymphaea colorata (pocket water lily), 1159 nucleotides long. RefSeq names its product ACT domain-containing protein ACR12-like. The transcript is spliced from 10 exons. The record is from RefSeq and is a predicted model, not a curated record. NCBI's taxonomy places the organism in Eukaryota, Viridiplantae, Streptophyta, Magnoliopsida, Nymphaeales, Nymphaeaceae. Gene Ontology annotation, cellular component: chloroplast stroma; chloroplast thylakoid membrane. The coding region runs from base 32 to 901 and encodes 289 amino acids.
UCAGUGUCUUUCUUGCAAGAGGAAAGCUGCAAUGGCUGCGUGGAAUGCCUUGAUCUCGUACGCCUCUCUCCGACGCCUCAGGCCAGUCGCUUCGAUCCCUCCGUCGCCAUCCCCGUUAUCUCCGUCCUUUGGAAGGUCUGGAAUCCUCGAUCGUGAGCCCAAGUUGGACGGCAUUCGCGUCGGUCGGUCCCUCAGAUGGAAUGUUUCACGAACUUCCUCUGGGUCUACAAGCUCACCAUCUGUGAGAAUUGAUCAAGACACGGAUUCUGUUCCAACACCUGUAGUUUUAAUAGAUCAAGAUUCAGAUUCAAGUGCAACAAUUGUAGAGGUUAGCUUUGGGGACCGUCUUGGAAAUCUACUUGACACGAUGAAAGCUCUCAAGGAUUUGGGCCUGGAUGUGGUUAAGGGAACUGUUUCAACUGGGGCAUCAGUAAUUCAAACAAAAUUAUUUAUAAUGCAUUUGCACACUGGUCGCAAAGUUGAGGAUCCUGACAUGUUAGAGAGAAUUCGUCUUACUAUACUUAACAAUCUUCUGAAGUAUCAUCCAGAAUCCAGUGAACGGCUGGCAUUGGGUGAGGCUUUUGGAAUAAAAGCACCUCAAAAGAAGAUUGACGUUGACGUGGCAACACAUAUUAAUAUUAAGGAUGACGGGCCAAAAAGAAGUAUGCUUUACAUAGAAACGGCUGACCGACCUGGUCUAUUGAUGGAAAUAAUUAAGAUACUAUCUGACAUCAACGUGAGCGUGGAGUCAGCAGAGAUUGAUACCGAAGGUCUGGUGGCUAAGGACAAGUUCCAUGUCAGUUACAGGGGUUCGGCACUGAACAGUUCUUUAUCCCAGGUGUUGAUUAACUGCCUCCGAUUUUACCUCCGACGUCCUGAAACGGAUGAAGAUAGCUAUUAGCUAAUUUUGGGUGGAAGACGUAUCAACGUUUGUGGUUCCAAAAAUGUAUAAUGAGACUGCUCCUGUUCAAGUGGAUUGAGACCUUAAGCUGACCCCGUCCGGGGGAGAUCAACUGGAGGCCUUCCCUUUAGAAGAUUUCUUGCAUGCACAUCUGCGGGCUCACCAUUCUACAGUUCUACUCAGCUUCAUAUACAAGGCUUUGGGGUUGUAUUUUAACUAUGGUUAGUUAUAUUAAUGGUUGGCAUUACUCGUUUCUCA